CGGGAACAGUGGCUGCUAAACCUUGCAGAAAAGGAGCUGUCCGUCACCCUGGUGCUGAAUCCCGCUCUAGUGACGGAGCAAAGUGCUUUAGGAUUUGGUGGAGCUGGUCGCCAAGAUCUGAACCUUUCAGAAAGGGAAUCGCUAGUAAGAGCAGGCAGACAAGAACGGCAAACCCAGAAAGGGACAGUUGCAGGAACUGCCGAUUUCAGCUCUGAGCUCCGAGGAAGCUCUGCCAGGGCUUCAGUGGAGGAUCUGAGAAACAAGAUGCAGUGAAGAAGAGUCGGUUCAAGGGUAGGUGGGAGGGCAUAAGACUGUGUGAAGGAGAGGACAGAGUGUGAGAAAGGAGAGGAAACAAAAGGCAAGGUUGUGCCUACGAAUUUUGGGAAUAAAUUGGAAGAAAUCUCUCAUUGGGAGAAAUGGAUUCUAUUCUACGACUGACCAGCAUUUUGACUUGGUUGCUCUCUGGCUUGUGGCACGUUGGAUUAACAGCGACAAAUUACAACUGUGAUGACCCAUUGGCCUCCUUCCUCUCACCAGUUGCUUACUCCAGUUCCUCAGAUAUCACUGGAAGUACCAGCUCAGCUCAACUGAAUUGGAGAAUGGGAACUGGCGGUUGGUCCCCAGCAGAUUCCAGUGCCCAUCAGUGGCUACAGUUGGACCUGGGAAGCAGAGUAGAGAUUACAGCAGUGGCUACACAGGGGAGAUAUGGAAGCGCUGACUGGGUGACAAGCUAUCACCUGAUGUUUAGUGACACAGGGCACAACUGGCAACAGUACAAGCAAGAAAACAGCAUAUGGGUAGGCAACACCUUUCUCUUCCAAUGAAGAAAAAUGAAAUUUGCUAAUUCUAA
Molecule: messenger RNA, 850 nt
Organism: Rattus rattus (black rat)
Lineage: Eukaryota; Metazoa; Chordata; Mammalia; Rodentia; Muridae
Product: contactin-associated protein like 5-2-like
Exons: 3
Coding region: 417-824 (135 amino acids)
Source: RefSeq, a predicted model, not a curated record